Coffea arabica (coffee) is the source of this 1278-nucleotide messenger RNA. NCBI's taxonomy places the organism in Eukaryota, Viridiplantae, Streptophyta, Magnoliopsida, Gentianales, Rubiaceae. The record is from RefSeq and is a predicted model, not a curated record.
AUGCCUGUUUACUACGUUAGCCGAUUCCUCCGAGGUCCAGAGACGAGGUACACACAAGCGGAGAAACUUGUGCUGGCCCUGAUCCACGCAGCCCGCAGACUCAAACCCUACUUUUUAGCUCACCACAUCUGUUUGAGAACUGAUCAACCACUCCGGCAGAUCCUGAUACGACCUGAGGCUUCGGGACGUCUCACCAAAUGGGCCAUUGAACUGGGGGAGUAUGACCUCUCUUAUGAACCUCGCACAGCAAUUAAGGCCCAAGCUCUUGCGGACUUUUUAGCCGAGCUCACCUUUGACGAGGUGAAAGAGCCCAUCCCAUCUACCACCCCGGUGACAGCUGAAGUGGCCAUCGCUGAGCUCCAGCGAUGGAUUCUACACGUAGAUGGGUCGUCCAACAGUGAGAGUAGUGGAGCAGGCCUGCUCCUCGAAGACCCUCAAGGAGAUGUGUGCUCGUACGCCAUGAUGUUUGACUUCGCUGCCUCCAACAAUGAAAUCGAAUACGAGGCUGCUAUAGCUGGCCUGCAAUUAGCUCGCAAGUUCGGGGCUUCACACAUUUUGGUGUAUAGCGACUCCCAACUCAUCGUGUGCCAAAUAUUAGGCGAAUACGAGGUCAGAAACGAAGUGAUGCAUCGCUAUCUCUCUAAGGUCCUCCAGCUAGUGGCACACUUCGAGUCCUUCGAAAUUCAAAGGAUACCACGGUCACAGAAUCGGAGGGCCGACGCACUCUCCCGGCUCGCAUCCACUUCUUUUGCCGACCUAAAUAAGACGGUUCUCGUAGAAGUGUUAGCCGAGCCGGGGUAUGAAGGAGAGGUCGUGUACCCCAUCUAUUCCGAGAACACCUGGAUGGGGCCCUUAACUCGAUUUCUCAGCCAUGGAGAGCUCCCUGAGGACCGAGCUGAAGCACAGAAGCUUCAAUCAAAAGUAGUUCGGUACACCCUCCGACAAGGCCUUCUCUACAAGAGGAUGCUUGUGAAGAAAGCUUUGCUGCUCGGGUACUUCUGGCCCACCAUGAGGGUAGAUGCCCAGGUCAUGGUACUUUGUUACCCUUCCUGCCAACACCACGCUCCUGAGCACCACCAGCCGACCAACCUCAUGAUACCCAUCACCUCGCCGUGGCCAUUCGAGCAAUGGGGAACUGAUAUAAUCGGUCCAUUCCCCAGGGCUCUAGGCAACCAUGUUUACGUGGUGGUAGCAGUAGACUACUUCACCAAAUGGGUUGAGGCUGAGCCCCUGAGAAGCAUCACUGGAGCUGCGGUUCAAAAAUUCUUUUGGAAAUAA